AUGAAUGCCGACCCGACCCCAUCAAAACGAGUGCCUAGACGGAGAUUUGUCGGGAAAAAGACCGAAGGCGAGGCCUCUGAAACCUCGCUUGUGAAGAGACCCACCAAUAGACACGUCGGGCGCGUGAUGCACCAGGUUCCACAAGAUAUCCUCGAUGACCCCGAAUUGAACGAGGCGGUCAAGCUCUUACCAUCCAACUACAACUUUGAAAUCCAUAAAACCAUCUGGAAUAUCCGCAAGCAGGAGGCCAAGCGUGUGGCGUUGCAGAUGCCGGAGGGGCUCCUCAUCUACUCGUUGAUCAUCUCCGACAUUAUUGAGCAGUUCUGCAACUGCGAAACUAUCGUCAUGGGCGACGUUAGUUACGGGGCAUGCUGUAUUGAUGAUUACACGGCGCGUGCCUUGGACUGCGACUUUAUUGUGCACUAUGCGCAUUCGUGCCUCGUGCCGAUCGACGUGACAUUGAUCAAAGUGCUCUACGUGUUUGUGACAAUUAACAUCGACGAACAGCACCUCAUUGCGACCAUCAGGAGAAACUUUGCGGCGGGUUCGAAGCUCGCGGUGUUUGGGACUAUUCAGUUCAACCCCACCAUCCACUCCAUUAAGCACAAGUUGGAGGCCGACGAGGACGGAAAGGGCGUCAUCUACGUCAUUCCGCCCCAGGUGAUGCCGCUCUCCAAGGGUGAGGUCUUGGGCUGCACAUCCGCCCGCUUGGAAAAGGACCAGUACGACAGCAUGGUGUACGUGGGUGACGGGCGCUUCCACUUGGAGAGCGCCAUGAUCCACAACCCAGAUAUCCCGGCUUACAGGUACGACCCCUACUCCAGAAAGUUCACUCGGGAGAGAUACGACCAAAAACAGUUGGUGGAGAUCAGAGAGGACGCCGUUUCGGUCGCUGCGCGUGCACAGAAGAUUGGGUUAAUCUUGGGGGCUCUCGGGAGACAGGGUUCGUCCGCUACGUUGGACAAUUUGGAGCAGAAGUUGAAGGCCAAGGGAGUGGUUCCGGUCCGAAUCAUCUUGAGCGAGAUCUUUCCCCACAAGUUGGCCAUGUUUGACGACAUUGACGCGUUUGUACAGGUGGCAUGUCCGCGUUUAUCCAUCGAUUGGGGCUACGCGUUUAAUAAGCCGUUGUUGACGCCGUACGAGGCAAUGGUGAUGUUGGAUAAUGACAAAAAGUGGGACGAGGGGUACUACCCGAUGGACUACUACUCCAAGGACGGGUACGGUAGAGGCAAGGUCCCGAACCACGACGAUGUGAAAUAG
This is a messenger RNA of Babjeviella inositovora NRRL Y-12698, 1260 nucleotides long. RefSeq names its product 2-(3-amino-3-carboxypropyl)histidine synthase. Gene Ontology annotation, biological process: protein histidyl modification to diphthamide. Gene Ontology annotation, molecular function: 2-(3-amino-3-carboxypropyl)histidine synthase activity. The transcript has a single exon. The coding region runs from base 1 to 1260 and encodes 419 amino acids. Lineage: Eukaryota; Fungi; Ascomycota; Pichiomycetes; Serinales. The record is from RefSeq and is a predicted model, not a curated record.